Molecule: messenger RNA, 1708 nt
Organism: Aspergillus novofumigatus IBT 16806
Lineage: Eukaryota; Fungi; Ascomycota; Eurotiomycetes; Eurotiales; Aspergillaceae
Exons: 3
Coding region: 197-1291 (364 amino acids)
Biological process (GO): positive regulation of transcription from RNA polymerase II promoter by glucose
Cellular component (GO): nucleus
Molecular function (GO): sequence-specific DNA binding
Source: RefSeq, a predicted model, not a curated record
UCUUCUUUGUCUGAACGGUCGUGUGCCUUGAUCUAUCCAAUAUCCGCGCGUCCUGUUCGCAUCUCACUCAGCUCACAUACUUACUGUGCCUGCAUCUCCUGCUUGAACUGUCAUCUGUUCCCCCAAAGUACUACGUUUAGCCACCACUGAAGUACCAUAUCAAUUUCUCUUCAGUCCAUUACUUCUCUCUACAAUCAUGGCUCCUCAAACAGCUACAUCCAGCAUUGCCAUGGCCCUUGCUGGCAAGACGGCCUCUGUUGAUAUCCCUAAGCCCCGUUCCGGCUUCUCUUCUGGCAGACGUGACUCUGUCCGUCCAGGACAUCCUGCGAUGUUGCCCACGCCUCCCAACUCCAUCUCCCCGACUCUUCCUCCGCAGGCUUUCAAGGAACAAGAUCCUCGCCGUCCCGGUUCUCCUCCACUUGCCACUUCGCCCCAUGUGGAUUCUGAUAUCGACCUGGGCGACGCUGCGAAUGACCAGCGUCAGUCUGCGCACGACCUGGAUAACGUGGGAGAAAUCACUCCGAGCAUGUUGGCCAGGUAUCACUUGCCCGAGAUCAUGCUCAACCAAGGUCCUCUGGCUAUCCGUCAUGUCAUGGCGUACCUGACCACUUCGGUGCCCGGACUUGUCGUGGCAGCGUUGGAGGGCCGAGGAAAUGAGGGAGGAGGCCUAAACGGCGAUGUCAUUUUCGAGAAAGUGGGUUGGGGCCGCUGGGAUGCGCGACGCCGUGGCGAACCCUUGCGCAACCCCUCGCAUUCAACAGCGUCACCACCCGCCAGUUUCUCGAACUCGUUUACUCAGCGAGGUAUGGCCAUUCCGACCAGGCGAGAACCCGCAUAUACCUAUGGAAGCAGCAUGACUGGUGAUUCAGCCGUGUUCUCGUACACAGAACGAGAGCAUGGACAUGGGGAUCUCAGCAUGCUGGAACACGAAGCAGACAAGAUGUCUCUCGACGGAGACGACCGCGAAUAUUGCUCAUCUUCGGAGGCUCCUGAUGAAGAGAUCCCAGAUGAAGACUGGGGUGAGGAGGAUGUCACCGACGAGGAGGACUGGGCGCAGAUAGGAGCCGCAGCACUUCGUGCACGUUCACUGAACGGAGGAGGAGGGUUCCUAAAUAGCAACGGACCAUCACCUCUAUUACGAGGCGGGGGACCUGCUCCGUCCUCGUUGGCGAAAUCCGCGCCGCGACAUAUUCCCAUUCAACAGCUUGGCUUUUCCGUGCCUGACAGCAUGGUUGGCAACAAGGAAGAACGCGCCGCGGUGGAAGCGUUGUUAAGACUUGGAUCUAUGUGAACUUCAGCAACAGGAAAAAUGGCGUUGGUACGGAUGGUUUAAACUCGGGUACAUCUUUGACGACUUGAUUUUUACCUCCUAUGAUUUCGGAGGCGGGAUGAUCAUCAUCCCCGAUCAUCCCGACUUUUUACGAUUUAUUAUGACAAGCUCUCGGAAAAUCAGGUUGCCAAAUAUUCAACACGGCACUCGCGAUCUGGCUGGCUCGAUCGAAUGGUCUUUAAUUGCAUUGGGAUCUGGAAUUCACAGGGAUCGGGUCACGGAGUUUCUGGGUAUGGGGUUUUAUGGGUGUUACUCCCUUUUAAUACCAAGCUUGAGUGCACACAACUCAGCUUUCGCUUUUGCAUUUUAUACAUCUGGGUUUUGCAGUCUAUUUAUGCCAUACUGCUCCCAUUUCAUUUAUUUAUGCAUGUGCCUGGC